This is a messenger RNA of Prunus armeniaca (apricot), 1281 nucleotides long. The record is from the annotation of a GenBank genome assembly. NCBI's taxonomy places the organism in Eukaryota, Viridiplantae, Streptophyta, Magnoliopsida, Rosales, Rosaceae.
AUGGAUAACAUACAAGAUAUCACACAGGCGAUACACGAAUUGAAAUUUGAAGCGAUGGCACUCUCUUUUCCUGAGGAAAUCAUACAAGAGAUCCUAAUUAGGCUAUCCGUUAAAUCUCUGAUCAAAUGCACUUCAGUCUGCAAGGCAUGGAGGUCCAUGAUCAUAAACCAAAGCUUUAUUCACGCACGCCUCAACCCAACUGUGGACUUUGCUAACCAGAAUGACAUUGACCUCCUCCUACUCCACAGAAUUUCUGGUAGCAAUAGCCUCAACUACUACCAAAACACGGUCAUUCACAAGGUAAAAGACGAGGUUCACUCUGUGCAUCAUGAUAACCGGGCGUUUGAUGUGUACUCCAAGAUCGAAUUUCCAAUUGCCGCAAAGAAAAACUAUGGCAAUUCACAUCUUCGUGUGGUUGGCACUUGUGAUGGGCUAAUUUGCCUUGCGGAUGAUGUCCCCUCUUAUGCUUACAACUUCAUUAUAUGGAACCCAGCCAUUAAAAAGUCAGUGACCCUUCCCAAGCCAGGUAUUACCUAUCAGACGCAUGGUGGGUACGAUGCUUCUAUUGGGUUCGGUUUUGAUGCUACAACCAAUGACUAUAAGGUUGUGCGAGUUGUGACUUUAUUGGAUGACGAUGAUGAGACGCCAACUCUAGCUGAGGUUUAUUCCCUAGCCACCGGCACAUGGAUGAGUCUUGGUUGUGUUUCUCCUGCAUGUAUAAUAGAUAAAGCUGCAUCCAGUGCUUUUGUUAAUGGGGUUCUUCAUUGGCCUGUAGUCUGUCAAACAGAUGUUGAUUCUUACUAUUAUAUUAUAUUGACAUUUGAUCUGGGCAAGGAGGUGUUCAGUCAGAUACCUAUGCCGAAGAUUAUUCAAUGGGAUGUCAAUUUGGGAUUGCAAUUGUCUGUUUCAGAUAACAAAAAAUCUAUUGCUUUAUUCAUGAGGCCCAACAAUCGUGAAGAUUUCUAUAUGGAUUAUGGGCGUGAAGAUUCUGUUCUUGAUAUAUGGGUGAUGAAAGAGUAUGGCAGAGAGGAAUCAUGGACCAAAUUGAUUACUCUCAAUCCACAAGGUCCAGAAACAAUUUUCCUCAGCGCCUUAUGUUUUAGGAAGAGUGGGGAAUUACUGUUACUGCGAAAAGAAAAAGAGAGGCAGGAACUAGUAUCACUAGACAUUGUGAGCAAACAGUUUAAACUUCUUGGGAUUUCUGGAUAUAAAUAUUGUACUGGUCAUUUUUAUAAAGAGAGCCUCCUCUUACUCGACAAGAGCGAUGCAGAGUCUUACUAA